AUGGGGCCCUUGGAGUGGUUUGCGUUUGCCGUUGGGAUAUGGGUUGUAUUUCAUGUCGGACUAGCUCUUUAUAACAUCUUCCUUCACCCUUUGAGAAAUUACCCAGGUCCCAUUCUUGACGCGGCCACCCAGCUCCCAUACUCAUAUCAUAUGAUCAAAGGUGAUAACACAAAAUACAUUGCAAAGCUUCACGAGCGCUACGGCGAUGUUGUCCGCGUCGGCCCCAAUGAGCUGUCGUAUAUCAGUGCAUCAGCUAACCGAACCAUAUUCGGAGGAAAGCCAACUGAAGAAAACAUUUAUGAAAAGAACCCGGUCAUUUGGCUCCUAGGGUCUACUGCUCCAAUCACAAAUCUCUUCUUUGCACGGUUUCAUGAGAAUAUUCGGUACCGCAAGAUCAUAGCACCCGCUUUUUCUGAGGCGGCGAUCCGUGAACAGGAACCCAUUAUCCAAAAAUAUGUCGAUGGGCUGAUUAAAGGUCUGAAAAAUCGAUCUGGACAGGCUGAGUUCCCAGACUCCAAUGGAGUGGUAAAUAUUGCGGCUUGGUAUAAUUUCGUUGUUUUCGACAUUCUCACACGCCUCUCAUUUGGCGAGGCCCAAGGUUGUCUUGAGAACGGCCAGUAUGAUCUCUGGCUUGAAGGGCUGUACGAUGGACUUGUACAGUCACAUUUCGUCCAGGCUGCCCACCGGUUAAGGCCGUACCAUAGCAUACUGGAACGCUUCAUCCCUUCACGGGUAACCAAGGCCCACAACUCUCAAACGAUGGAUUAUUACCCCAGGGAGUUGAAGAAACAGCAAGACAAAAAGGAGAGUUCCAUUGCAGGCAAGCCACGUACGGAAUUUGCAGCCUUUUUCCUUGAUGGUUUGACUCAUGAGGAAUUAGAGGACAAUGUCAACGUCCUCGUCGCUGCCGGAGCUGAUAGCACUAUUACUACAAUGUCAUCCUUGACUUACUAUCUCACCCAUAACCCGGAGUCCUACCGUAAACUCAAGAACGAGAUUCAGGGCGCCUUCCGUGCAGAGCACGAAAUAACUCUAACGGCCGUCAAGCAUUUGGAAUAUCUCGGAGCUGUCAUCCGGGAGACCCUGCGUAUACAUCCUCCAGUUCCAAUGGGCCUUCAUCGUGUGGCUCCAAGCAAAGGCGCUGUAAUCGAUGGGCAAUCGGUCCCUGGCGGAACUUGGGUAUCGGUAGCCAACCUAGCUGCUAGUCGCUCACCCAAAUAUUGGCGUGACCCUGAACACUUUAUCCCGGAGCGAUGGCUUAAAGAAAAUUCUGACUUCGACGGCGACAAACGAGAGGUUCAUACUCCGUUUUCUAUUGGAGUGCGCAACUGUAUCGGGAUGAGCUUUUCGAACGCUGUUUUGCGGCUCGUCACAGCUAGGUUGCUCUGGAAUUUCGACCUCCAGGCUCAACCAGAUAACAUCGACCCGCACGAUCACCUUGAGUACGCAAUCUGGGAAGCCAAGCCACUCCGGAUUAAAGUCUCCGCGGCCAAUGUCAAAAACUAG
Messenger RNA from Microsporum canis CBS 113480, 1506 nucleotides. RefSeq names its product benzoate 4-monooxygenase cytochrome P450. Gene Ontology annotation, molecular function: iron ion binding; oxidoreductase activity, acting on paired donors, with incorporation or reduction of molecular oxygen; monooxygenase activity. The coding region runs from base 1 to 1506 and encodes 501 amino acids. The transcript is spliced from 4 exons. Lineage: Eukaryota; Fungi; Ascomycota; Eurotiomycetes; Onygenales; Arthrodermataceae. The record is from RefSeq and is a predicted model, not a curated record.